CCAGUUCUGGUCAUCCCCUCCCCACCGCCUUCCUGUCCCCUCCCGCGUUGGGAUUCGAACAGGGCUGGAGAUGGGUGACCGGAAGUGGUAGUUUUGAGCAUCAGUACUCCAGGUGCUGAGACCCGAAGAGCCUUUGGCGCCACCACGACGCAUGCAUGGCAAGCGCUGGGUGCCGGGUUGCGCACAGACUGCUGGCUGCUGGCCUGGACGCACGUGCCCUGCGGGGCGGGAACUGUGCAGAACCGACUCUCUUUUAGGCGAGCCUUGGAGCUCGCUGCUGGCGAGCGGGCUUGCCUUGCUCGCGUGUGAAACGCGCAGAGCCUGGGGACUCGGUAAUUGGCACGAGCGGCCGUUUGCGCAUGCGCGUGGCGGCGGCGGCGGCGAGCACGUGGCGAAGUGCAGGGCGGCGGCGCGCGGGAGGCUCCCCAGCGACCCGGAGAUCUCCUGUCUCUGCAGCCAGAUGAGACCACGGCUGGUGUUGUCAUAUGUCCCAGUCUAGCAGCGUCACCUCUGGCCUGUAGCCCUGCGCAGCCCAGCUUGCACUGAAUUUCUGUCUUCGCAGGACUUAGUGGCCUCUCCCCGCAGCCUCUGUUGGCUGCGGCGUGGGCUGCGGCGUUAGAGGCAUGGUCUUCUUUCUGGACAACCGGGAGCCUCGGCGCCCGCUGCGAAGCGUCAUGGGCCACUUCCAGGCCUCCGAAGUGCAACAGCUGCUCCACAACAAGUUCGUGGUCAUCCUAGGGGACUCAAUCCAGCGAGCUGUGUACAAGGACCUGGUGCUCCUGCUCCAGAAAGAUUCACUGCUCACAGUCUCCCAGUUGAAAGCCAAGGGGGAGCUGAGCUUUGAACAGGACCAGCUGGUGGCUGGGGGUCAGCUGGGUGAGCUGCAUAAUGGAAUACAUUACCGGGAGGUUCGUCAGUUCUGUUCCGCUUCUGGUCACCACCUUGUGCGCUUCUACUUCCUCACCCAAGUUUACUCUGAGUACCUGGAGGUCAUCCUAGAGGAGCUGGCAUAUGGGCCUACGCCAGACCUGGUGAUCAUCAACUCCUGCCUCUGGGAUCUUUCCAGAUAUGGCCAAUGCUCAAUGGAGUGCUACCGGAAAAACCUGGAGCAGGUGUUUGUGCGCAUGAACCAGGUGCUGCCAGAAUCCUGCCUGCUGGUGUGGAAUAUGGCAAUGCCACUGGGGAAGCGGAUCACUGGGGGUUUUCUUCUGCCAGAGCUCCAGCCCCUAGCUGGCUCUCUGCGGCGGGAUGUGAUUGAAGGGAACUUUUAUAGCGCCAAGUUGGCUGGGGACCACUGCUUUGAUGUCCUAGACCUCCACUUCCAUUUCCGGCAUGCAGUACGGCAUCGGCACCAUGAUGGUGUUCACUGGGACCAGCACGCCCACCGUCACCUCUCACACUUGCUUCUCAUCCAUGUGGCUGAUGCCUGGGGCGUGGAGCUACCCAAGCAUUGCUAUCCUUCUGACCUCAGGACUGCCAGCUGGCCAGAGUCGCAGCAUCUGUUCCAGAGGAGGAGAAGGCAGCCCCCAGCCUUUGGGGAGAAGCUGGCCUUGCUCCCACCUCCAGUCUCUCCUAUGCCUUUUCCCCACCCCUGUUCUCGGCCCUCACCACCUCCCCUUUUCCCACCCGUGCCCCAAAAUGCUCCCUUUCUCCCAAGCCAGCCCUUCCCACCCCACGAAUUCUUCAGUUAUGAUUCAAUGGAGGACUUCUCACCACCUCACUUAGGAUGUGGUCCUCGAGUGAAAUUUGUGCCUGGCCCCCUGCCACCUCCAGUUCCCAGUCGUGUGCCUCGUGGUCAGCACCGGGGUCCGGUGGUCCAUCGGGGAAGACCACGCUGUGUACCCAAUGGCCCCUACCGUGUGCCAAGGACGGGGGGUCCCUACAGGCAAUGGCUUAGACGCUCCAACAGACUAAUCCAUAGAUAUGAACUGGGCAGACGGCCUCCUGCCCACUCAAAGAUGUGACCUGAGCUGGCUGAAUCUUGAGCUGGCUGUGUUGAUGAGCUGGCACAGCUUG
Molecule: messenger RNA, 2016 nt
Organism: Erinaceus europaeus (western European hedgehog)
Lineage: Eukaryota; Metazoa; Chordata; Mammalia; Eulipotyphla; Erinaceidae
Gene: PCED1A
Product: PC-esterase domain containing 1A
Exons: 7
Coding region: 624-1964 (446 amino acids)
Source: RefSeq, a predicted model, not a curated record